Protopolystoma xenopodis is the source of this 816-nucleotide messenger RNA. The record is from the annotation of a GenBank genome assembly. NCBI's taxonomy places the organism in Eukaryota, Metazoa, Platyhelminthes, Monogenea, Polystomatidea, Polystomatidae.
AUGCCUGCUUCCGAGGCAUUGUCCUGUUCCGGUCUUCGUUGUCCCCCAGUUGCCGUCGCCCUGGCGCCAGACCACAGAUACGAUGACAGUUUUGUCGGGUUGCCGAUCCAUUCGCCUGCCCCAGGCUGGAUGGGUGAAUUUGGCCCCAGGUCACUCGGUCGACAUCCCCCGUGCCCACCUCCGAUUGGACGUAUCCCAUUCACGAUCCAGCGAAUCUGCCCCAUCUGUACCUCGGCCAUCGCAUCAGCCCUGCUGACAAUUCGUGGCCAGCCCCUUUCCGGUUGCUGGGCAAAUCUGGGGUGUCAACUACAGACUGAGGAGGAGCAUCGGCCAACCGUCCCGCCGAGGAGUGAAGCAGAAUGUGUGAUGAAGCGACUUGUGAAUCCUUUCCCAUGCUUUCCACCCUCCUCCAAUCACACUCAAUCGUUGCACACAUCCUCUCUACUGUCUCCCGGCCCCUCGGAAGCCAACGACACUGAACCAUCAUUUUUUGCCCACCGGGAGAAGAGACACGCGUUCUCGUUUCUGGCCCCACUUGUCCACUCAAAGAGGCGUUUCUGCACCUUGUCGAUGUCGUCUUUUGUCCGGUUGUCCUUCCACUCAACCCUAAACCCGGUUACAUACUCAUUUCUUGGACACACACACACACACACACAAACACAAAAAACAAAUACGCAAGAUAGCAUAAACAAAUUGACACACACACACGCACACACACUCACACUCGGCUUGUACAAACCGGCAUGCACAAAAUGGACAAACAGUAUUCUUUGGUUAGUUGGCCCGAAGCCCUGGAUUAAAAUCUUGCCCCCAUGA